Molecule: messenger RNA, 887 nt
Organism: Pistacia vera
Lineage: Eukaryota; Viridiplantae; Streptophyta; Magnoliopsida; Sapindales; Anacardiaceae
Exons: 6
Coding region: 1-684 (227 amino acids)
Source: RefSeq, a predicted model, not a curated record
AUGGUUUUGAUUGCUUUAUUCAUUUAUAUCUGUUCCUGGAGGGAAGAAGCAGUGUCCUUUGCUGUUAAUAUGGAAUAUUAUAGAAAAAUGGAUCAUCCUUCAAAUGGUGUUUCUAUUGUGGGAUACCUCAGACUGGCUUUUGCUGAUGAAGAAACUUAUGUACGAAGGCAAUUUCACUGUGAAGAUAGUGAUGGCAGCAUCUCAGACUGGAAAGAUGGUGAAAUUCUGAGUUUUAGUUCGAAAAGUGAUAAAAGCAACACUAGCUCAACUCUCUACCGGUUGGAGAUUAUGAGAAUAGACUUAUUCUCUGUGUAUGGAGUCCAGUAUCCAAUUAAUUUGCAAGACUUUCAAGAUGCUGAGCCCGAUGCCCUUGUACACUGUACUUCAGCAAUUAUAGAGCACUUCAGUGAAAAAGGAAUUAGGUGCAAUGUUGCUCUUAAAGCGCUUUGUAAAAAGAAAGGUCUUAAUGUUGAGGGAGCAAACUUGAUUGGAGUUGAUAGUCUCGGUAUGGAUGUCAGAGUUUUCUCUGGGGUAGAAGUACGGACUCAUCGCUUUCCUUUCAAAGUCCAGGCGGCAUCUGAAUUUGCUGCCGAAAAGCAGAUCCAGCAACUCCUGUUUCCGCGUGCUCGCCGAAAGAAAUUUAGAACUCAACAAGAUAUGCUGAAAGACCCAGAUUGUUUUUAGUUUUCGUACAAGUAACAAAUAAGAAAUUUAUUUCCGGAAGAACUUGGAUCAAACCCAUGAGUUCCAACAUAUCGAGGGACAUCUAAAAUAAAUGGGUUUCUAUGUUUAACAUAUCCCUGCUCUUUCAUUCGAAUGUAAAUAGAAUAAAUACUGUAUUCAAAUCCAAAAACUUUAUAUUUAUAUUAGUAACUCUGUUCUUGACU